Bombina bombina (fire-bellied toad) is the source of this 3428-nucleotide messenger RNA. It is a transcript of the gene SACK1A, whose product is annotated as family with sequence similarity 83 member A. The coding region runs from base 263 to 1570 and encodes 435 amino acids. NCBI's taxonomy places the organism in Eukaryota, Metazoa, Chordata, Amphibia, Anura, Bombinatoridae. The record is from RefSeq and is a predicted model, not a curated record. Gene Ontology annotation, biological process: epidermal growth factor receptor signaling pathway. The transcript is spliced from 4 exons.
CCUAGCUGAGCUAUGUUUGCAAGCACAGUGCAGUGUCACAUUAGCAUAGCGGUGGGCAUGUCGUUGCAAUGAACUCUUGAGCUUUUUUUUUUUGUGUUAUCCUAACUGUAAUUCCAAGAAAGAAAAAUUACCAGCACUUAGUUGGGACUAGACCUAAGAAGAAAAAAAAAACACGACUCAUUAGGAGCUGGUUGGGCUAGUUUUUUCAUACUGCUGUGUAUAUAAACUCCGAAGAAAUCUUGUGCUCUACAAGAAAGCAAAAAUGAAUCGCUCUAAGAAUUUUGGAAAGAUUAAGAAAAGGUUAGAAGAGAUCAAAAAUAAAUGGGCCAAGUUGACAAAAGUAGAUUUCAGUUAUAAUGAAAGUGCCAGACUGGCAACUGAUGCCCUUUUGGAUGGAGGAACAGAAGCCUACCAAAAAGUUCUUAAUGAAGAAGGAGAAGUGGACUUUCUUUCUCUAACAGAAGUCCAGUACAUUAAGGACAACAUGAAAGAACCCUAUUAUGCCAAUGAAAAUCACUCAGAAAAUGAUAAAGGAUCCACACCAAAUGGAAACACUCACUCAGAAAGUUACUAUCCAAUGAACUCAGAUAGCAGUGAGCCAUCCACACCGUUGCAUAACUGGAGCACAGAAGAAAAGCCUUAUCUAAAGGACAAGUCCAGUGCCACAGUGUACUUCCAGAAUGAUAAAACCAACAACAUCAGAGAAUCUAUAAGGAAGUGUAUACACCGAACAAGCCAGGCUUUGGCCGUUCUGAUGGAUGAAUUCACAGAUGCAGAAAUUUUCUGUGACAUUCUGGAGGCUGCGAACAAAAGAAAUGUAUUUGUCUACUUGUUACUGGAUGUCACAAAAUUAAAGCAGUUUACACAGAUGUGUGAAAAACUUCAGGUUAAAGAUGUGCAUCUCAAGAAUGUUUCAAUCCGGAGUGCAACUGGAGAUGUUUACUGUGGAAAGUCAGGCAGAAAAUUUGCUGGUCAAAUCCAUGAAAAAUUUAUUAUAUCUGACUGGAGAUGUGUUCUGUCUGGAUCAUAUAGCUUCACAUGGCUCUCUGGUCAAGUUCAUCGAAAUUUCCUGUACAAAUUUACUGGGCACGUGGUAGAGCUGUUUGAUGAGGAGUUCAGGCACCUUUAUGGAUCAUCCAAGCCAGUGAUGGGAUUAAAGUCUCCAGCUCCAAUGGCUCCUGUCCUGAAACGCGAUAAUAGCAGCAGCAUCACUGAUAGCAGCACGCAUGAGAGCAUCAACACCACCUCAGAACCCUUCAGUAACUCCUCAGCUGCCAGUGUCCCCCGUGUAUCACAACGGCCAACGUCUCCGGUGUACACGGCUCCUGUUCAGCAAGCUCCACUGCAAAGGAUGAAUUCCUUCCAUGGAUAUUCAAACCUAAGGUCUCCUCCACCACAAAUCAGCUACCAGCCUAAUUACUACCAGAGAAAUUACAUGCCAGAGUCACCAACGCACUUUUUCAAUAACAAUGCCAACAUAUACAGGUCCAUGAGAAUCAGGCAAGAUGACUUUACCACUUCAAGAUUUAACCAAGGCUGGAGACCUUUUGCUAACCCAAGAAUGACUUAAUUUUUUUUAAAUAAAUACUCCAUACAAUGAACUGAAAUGGACUAAAAGGUGCAAGCACUCUGCUAAAAUACUUUUAUGGAUUAUAUAUUUUAAUAGACAUAUAAUGCAUUGCAUUGUAAAUAGUUUGUAAACAUUAAAAGCUGUAUGUUGAAAAUGUAAAUAGUUCUAUAAUCAGUGGCUGGUGGAUAUAAAAUCCAAAAAUAUCUCCAUUUGGUUUAAUUAUGUAUUUUUUUAAUCUUUAGGAUAUGCUUUAACAGCCGUUAUUGCACUUGAAAAUCAUAUUUUUAAGUUGUUUAUAUCACUGUAAAUAUAUUUGUUCCUGGUUACAAUGUGUUAUAAUGUAGUCACUCAUAGUAUUAAAGAACUAUAAGCAUAACAAAAAAUAAAUUACAGAUUAUGUGGCUUGCUCACAUUUUAUCAAUAAUUACAUUUAAAGUUACAUGCAGCUACAUUGAUUUAUAAGUAUUUGUUCCAUUUGUUUACUAGUCUCCCUGAAUUUACUAAAGUCAUAGCUAAUGGCAAAAAUGGUUUGGCCCAUUAAUACAUUUCACCUAAUGUCAUGAAUAAGGUGAUUAGAAUUGAAAAAACAUGUUAAACAUAAUAGAAAAACUAGAUUUUUAUAACUGGAAGCUAUACAACCAUAUGAAAAAAUUAUUGGUCCUUAAUGUCUUCCAAAAUAAAAGUUUUACCUGUGCCAAUUGCAGCAUUUUACCCUGACAUAAUUUUUGGAGAAACUGGCAAGCCUAUUAAUUUAAUUGACAGGUUUCUCAAAUAUUCUUAGUCAUCUGAGUUAAAGGGACAUGAUACCCAAAUGUUGAAGCCCUUGAAAGUGAUGCCGCAUAGCUGUAAAAAGCUGACAAUAAAAUAUUACCUGAACAGCUCUAUGUAAAAAAGGAAGAUAUUCACCUCAAAAUGUCCUAAGUACUCACACCUCACUUUAAAGAGACUUUAGUCCCAGGACUUCCAAGUGAGUGUGCAUCUAUCACGUGCAUUCAUGUUAUUUUCCUAUUCAGUUUAAGGACGUUUACUGUGAAAUCUCAUGAGAUCACAGCAAAGCAAUGCAAGACCUCAGCACUGCUGAUGCUGAUUGGCUAUUGUGGAUUUUUUUGUUUGCUUUUUCAACUUGCAGCUUUACAGCAACUGUUAGCAGAGAAGUUACUCUGGUGAACUGAAGAAAUUUUGAGGUAAAAUCUCUUCCCUUUUUACUUAGAGAUGUUCAGGUGAUAUUUUCAUGUCAGCUUUUUACAGAUAUGCUGCAUCAUUUUCAAGUGUUUUAGCAUAUGAGCAUUAUGUCCCUUUAAGUGUAUUAACUUAGUUAAAGGGACAUGCUACCAUAUGCUAAAUUACUUAAAAGUGAUGUAGCAUAUCUGUAAAAGCUGACUGGCAAGUAUCAAAUAUAAAAAAAAGGAAGAUAUUUUACCUCAACUUUUUUUCAGUAAGUAUUCUGAGAGCAGUUAUCCUUCAGCUGCUAUUUUUAAUGUCAUCUGCACAGUGGGGGGAAAAACAGCCAAUCAGCAUAAUCAGUGCUGAGUUCGUACUUUGCUUUACUGUGACCUCAUGGGAUUCAUCAUAAUCUCACAAGAUUUUGAAGCAAACUGAUUCAGUAUUUGGGCUACAUGUACCUUUAAUGUGCAAAAGAAGUUGAGAUGCAUAUUUGAUGAAUGUCCCUUCCUCAUAUCCUACUUCCCAUCUCCAUUUUUAUAAAUGCUUUAAUUGUACUUAAUGUGAACAUGUUGAUGAUUGCUGCUGUUCUCAGGUUUAUAACAGUCGAUAACUGCAAUAUUGAAAAUACUAUGAUGGUUACCAGUAUUGUUGUGCACUGAAUAUAUAAAUAAAAUAUUUAUCUAGUAAGUGAAAA